Messenger RNA from Heterocephalus glaber (naked mole-rat), 11793 nucleotides. RefSeq names its product zinc finger ZZ-type and EF-hand domain containing 1 (gene Zzef1). Gene Ontology annotation, molecular function: calcium ion binding; zinc ion binding. NCBI's taxonomy places the organism in Eukaryota, Metazoa, Chordata, Mammalia, Rodentia, Bathyergidae. The record is from RefSeq and is a predicted model, not a curated record.
UCAAAAUCUGGCGAAAAGCUCACUCCUUGGCUCUCUUUCACAUACUUUUCAGCGUAGCUUGCGGACGUGGAGGAAUGCUGAGAAAGCGGAGCAACAGUAAAAGACCUUUCCUUACAGUUUAUCCGCCCCCAACAAAAAUGGCGGCAAGGCAGUCUGCAGGAUGACGUAGAGGUUAUGACAGACGCGCUCCUUGGGAACUCAGGGUUACACCCUUUGCUGCGGUAGUCUUCCUGUAGGUGUCGUAAGCUGGUGGAGUACGCUUGACGAUGCCAUUGCGACAGCAGUCCUCGCUUGACGGCCAAGAAACCGGAAGUCGCUCCUGCCGCCGUCGUCUCCUCCCUGUCCCCGCCCGCUGGGUGCUGUCGGAGGUUGACAGGUCGAGGCUGGGAGGCGGCGGCGGCGGCGGCGGCGGUACAGACCUGCACCCAAGACGGAGGCCCCAUGGGGAACGUUCCGAGUAACAGCAGUGAAGACGAAGCGGCAGCCGCUGGGGCCGAGGGCUGGAGUCCACACCAGGACUGGGCGGCCGACUCGGGAACGACCUCCGGCUCGGGCCCUGGGGCCCCAGCACUGCCGCCCGCCGCCGCACUGCUGGAACCGGCCAGGCUGCGAGAGGCAGCGGCUGCGUUGCGGCCCUCACCGCCCUGCGAGUCGCUGGUAUCGAGGCACCACGGCGCGCUAUUGCGCUGGCUGGAAGAGCGGCUGGGCCGCGGCGAAGAGUCCGUCACUCUGGAGCAGUUCCGGGAGCUGCUGGAAGCUCGCGGAGCUGGCUGUUCGGGCGAGCAGUUCGAGGAGGCCUUUGCCCAGUUUGAUGCUGAGGGUGAUGGUACAGUUGAUGCUGAGAACAUGUUGGAGGCCCUCAAGAAUUCCAGUGGAGCCAACCUUCAAGGGGAAUUGAGCCACAUCAUCAGACAACUGCAAGCCUGCUCUCUUGUUCCAGGUUUCAUAGACAUAUUUUCAGAGUCAAAGGAGGGCCUUGGUGUUCACUCGUCAAUGAUACUGCGCUUCCUGCAUCGCAAUCGGAUCUCUAGCAUGGUGAUUCCCUACCCAAUGUUGGACCACUGUAAUAACAUGUGCACCAUGCGGUCUUCAGUUCUGAAAGAGUCCCUGGAUCAACUAGUACAAAAAGAAAAAGAAAGCCCUGGAGAUCUAACCAGAAGCCCAGAGAUGGAUAAACUCAAGUCAGUUACAAAAUGCUAUGCUUAUAUAGAAACGUCCUCCAACCCCGCAGACAUCGACAAGAUGACAAAUGGAGAAACAUCAUCCUACUGGCAGUCAGAUGGCAGUGCCCGCUCACACUGGAUUCGUUUAAAAAUGAAGCCAGAUGUUGUGCUUAGACACUUGUCUAUUGCAGUGGCUGCCACUGACCAGAGCUACAUGCCGCAGCAGGUGACAGUGGCUGUGGGGAGGAGUGCUGGUGAUCUUCAGGAAGUCCGAGAUGUGCACAUCCCCAGCAAUGUCACUGGCUAUGUGACAUUACUGGAAAAUGCUAACAUCAGUCAGCUCUAUGUUCAGAUUAACAUAAAGCGUUGUCUUAGCGAUGGAUGUGACACCAGAAUUCAUGGUCUGAGGGCUGUUGGCUUUCAGAGAGUUAAGAAGUCCGGGGUCUCAGUCUCAGAUGCUUCUGCAAUAUGGUAUUGGUCUUUGCUGACAUCUCUGGUGACUGCUUCCAUGGAGACAAAUCCUGCCUUUGUCCAGACAGUGCUGUACAAUACUCAGAAGGCACUUCAGCACAUGCCUCCACUCUCCCUCUCACCGGGAUCUACAGAUUUCUCAACUUUCCUAUCUCCCAACGUUCUAGAAGAAGUGGACAGCUUCCUCAUAAGGAUAACCAGCUGCUGUUCUACCCCAGAAGUAGAACUGACUCUUCUGGCUUUUGCACUAGCAAGAGGAAGUCUUGCCAAAGUGCUGAACUCUCUGUGCACCAUUACGGACCACCUGGACACACAGUAUGACGCCUCAUCCCUCAUCUCCUCCAUGGCAUCAGUCAGACAGAACCUGCUUCUCAAAUACGGUAAACCUCUCCAGUUGACUCUUCAGGCUUGUGAUGUCAAAGGAAAAGAAGACAAGUCGGGACCUGAAAACCUCCUUGUGGAACCAUGGACGAGGGACGGUUUUCUUACAGAGACUGGGAAAACCAGAGCAAGUACUAUUUUUUCUACAGGAACUGAAUCUGCCUUCCAAGUAACACAGAUUAGAAUUAUGGUUCGACGAGGUGGCAUUGGUGCCCAGUGUGGGUUGGUAUUUGCCUAUAACUCACCUUCUGAUAAAUUUCACGCAGAAGAACACUUUAAACAGUUUGAAAAAUAUGACAGUUGGAAGCUUCAGGAGCUCAGGCAGUUUGUGAAGAGCAGGAUUGGUUGCUCCUCUGAUGACCUUGGAGAGCAUGAUCCUAUUGGCUGGUUUGAGCUGGAGGAAGAGUGGGAUGAAGCAGAUGUCAAGUUGCAGCAGUGCAGAGUUGCCAAAUAUUUGAUGGUGAAGUUCCUCUGCACCCGGCAGGAGUCAGCAGAGCGCUUGGGAGUGCAAGGCUUGAGCAUCAGUGGGUACCUCCGGCCUGCAAGAGCAGAAGCAGAGAAAAACAUCCUCUGUGCCCACUGCAGGAAGGAGGCAGAGAGUGUCUGCGGGGGCACUCUGCUCCUCAGGACCCUGCAGUUCAUCCAGCAGCUCGCCCAUGACCUGGUGCAGCAGAAGGAAAGUGGCUUAAAAUAUAAAUCUUUUCUGGACUUCGCGGGUCUUGAUUUACAGAUCUUCUGGAAUUUUUACAGUAAAUUAAAGCAAAACCCAAGGGAAGAAUGCAUCUGUGCUCAAACCCUGCUACUGCAGCUCCUCCAGAGCUGCUUCUCAGUGCUGCAGCGAGAUGCACUGGCUGCCCCUGAGGAGAAGCCUUCAACCCAGUGCCUAGGAGAAGUGGAGGCUGCCAAGGCACUCUACAUACACUUAUGUGAUGUGGUAGAUAGAGUAGAUGGAGACUCUGUGCCCAUGGAGAUAUUAAAACAAGAAGUCAGGAACACCCUUCUCAAUGGAGCUGCCAUCUUUUUUCCUGAUCGACAGACCCGGCGGAAUCAUCUCUUCACCAUGAUGAAGAAUGUCUCUGAGCAGGAGCACAAGCAGUCCCUGCAGCUCACAUUCCGUUCACUGUGCACAUAUUUUAGUGAUAAGGAUCCGGGCGGCCUUCUACUUUUACCUGAGAGAAGCGACCUGGCUGGCAUGAACAUCAGCGAAGUCCUGGCGGUCAUGAACACUCUCCUCUCUGUGGCUGCGCGAGAGUGUGAACUGUUGAUGCUCAGUGGGGCCCAAGGGCAGAUUGGCUCUGUGCUCUUCUCCCUGUUCUGGUCAGUCCAAGGCAGCCUACUCUCCUGGUGCUACCUGCAGCUGAAGAGCACAGAUUCUGGAGCCAAAGAGCUUGCUGUGGACCUUAUUGAAAAAUAUGUGGUACAGUUUUUGGCAAGCACGAGAGUGAUUUUGGAAUCCCUUUUGUCACAGUAUAGUGGAAAGACCAUAGUAGAAAAAUUGUGUAAUUCAGUGUUUUCGAUGGCAGCUCGCCAACUGGUCAUUUUCCUGCUAGACUUUUGCACUUUAGACAUUCCACACUGCACACUUUUGCGAGACUUCAGUACCCUCACAGAGCUGUUGAAGAAGCUCUGCAGUGAUCCAGAAGGAGGACUAAACAAGCUGGAUGUGGAGACGUGGCAGCAGGAACAGCCUGUGGUACUGCAUACAUGGACCAAGGAAUCUGCCCACAACUAUGAAAAUAACUGCCAUGAGGUGUCCGUCUUUGUUAGCCCAGGGGCAACCUAUUUUGAGGUGGAAUUUGAUGAGAGAUGUGAAACUGAGAAGAGGUAUGAUUAUCUGGAAUUUACUGAUGCUAGAGGUGGGAAAACACGCUAUGACACGAAAGUUGGCACUUAUAAAUGGCCCAAGAAAGUGACCUUUAAGGAUGGUCCUCGGCUGCAGUUCCUUUUCCACUCUGACAGCAGCAACAAUGAGUGGGGCUACAAAUUCACUGUCACUGCCUAUGGCCUGCCUGAUGUUGCAGUGUCUUGGGGUUUGGAUUUACAACUCCUUGUCUCUCGGCUGAUGGGGCGCCUUUCCUCCCAGUGUAUGGCACUCAAGUCUGUGCAUCAGGUAGGAAGUAACAUGGCAAUACCACAGGCAAAAAUGGCUUCAGUUCUGAACUCUCCCUUGUGGAAACCUGUCUUUAGGCAUCAGAUUUGUCCAGAAUUGGAAUUAGAAGCAAGCUGGCACACUCACCCACACCAGGAUGGGAAGGAGGUUAAGAACAUCCCUGAUGAUCCCUGCUGCCAUUUUCUCCUUGAUUUUGCCCAGUCAGAGCCUGCUCAGAACUUCUGUGGGCCAUAUUCAGAACUUUUCAAAGGAUUCAUACAGGCAUGUAGAAAACAGGCCCCAAAGACAGAUAUAGUUGCUGGUUCCACUAUUGAUCAAGCUGUGAACGCCACCUUUGCUGCUCUGGUAUAUCGCACUCCAGAAUUAUAUGAGAAGCUGCAAAAAUAUGUAAACAGCGGGGGCAAGACACCGUUGAGUGAGGACUUUGCACAGGUGUAUUCCUUGGCAGAUGGGAUUCGAAUAUGGAUGUUAGAGAUGAAGCAGAAGUCCCUGAUGAACGUGGGUAGUGAGGCAGAAGAGAAACACGGUUUGGAAGCUGCUGAGACGAACCCAGAGAGCCUAGCAAAAGAAUGUAUUCAGAAAAGUCUUCUGCUACUAAAAUUUUUGCCCAUGGGCAAAAGUUCAAAAGAACACUGUGACAAGUUGGUGACUGCCAAUGAAACUGAUCAUCUCCAGCCACUUGACAGACACCAGAGGACAAGCUCUGUGAUGGCAGAGCAUUUCCAAGCCUCAGUGUCCCCCACUGAAGCAUCACCCUCGACUGUGGGAGACAGGAGUCCUGGCUUGGACAUCCACCCAAAGCUGCCACCCAGCAGUGGCCCACCUGCUGCAGAAGUGUCCACAGCUGAAGAGCCCUUGUCACCAUCCACACCCACCCGGCGGCCUCCCUUCACCCGUGGGCGACUCCGGCUGCUGUCCUUUAGAUCCAUGGAGGAGGCCAGGCCAGCGCCCACGGUAAAAGAGAAAUACCCUGUCCUGAAGGAUGUCAUGGACUUCAUUAAAGACCAGUCACUCUCGCACGAGAGUGUUGUGAAGGUUCUUUCCUUGAGGAAAACCCAAGCACAGAGCAUCCUGGAAGUCCUGAGGAUAAUCCAGUAUUGUACAGAAUCCCUUGGACAGCCUCACUGCUUCCAUCCACCUUAUAUACUUUUCCUGUUGGAACUCCUCGCCUGCCAGAAAGAUUUCACCAAUUACUUUGGACACUUGGAAGGCUGUGGUGCUGAUCUACACAAAGAAAUUCGAGACACUUACUACCAGCUUGUUCUGUUUUUGGUCAGAGCAGUUAAAGGAUUUAAUAGCAUAAAUGACAGGUCUCUUCUGCCUGCCUUAUCCUGUGUUCAGACAGCCCUGCUCCAUCUUUUGGAUAUGGGCUGGGAACCUGGCGAUCUUGCCUUCUUUGUUGAUAUUCAGUUACCAGAUCUUCUCAUGAAAAUGUCACAAGAAAAUAUAAGUGUCCAUGACAGCAUGAUAAGCCAGUGGAGUGAAGAAGAUGAACUCGCUGAUGCCAAGCAGAAUUCAGAAUGGAUGGAUGAGUGUCAGGAUGGCAUGUUUGAGGCCUGGUGUGAAAAAAUAGCCCAGGAGGAUCCAGAGAAGCAGAGGAAAAUGCACAUGUUUAUUUCUCGCUAUUGUGACCUGUUAAAUGUGGACAUCUCUUGUGAUGGGUGUGAUGAAAUUGCCCCCUGGCAUCGCUACCGGUGUCUGCAGUGCAGUGACAUGGAUCUCUGCAAAACUUGCUUCCUAGGUGGAGUAAAGCCUGAGGGCCAUGGAGAUGACCAUGAAAUGGUCAACAUGGAGUUUACCUGUGACCACUGCCAGGGUUUGAUCAUAGGCCGGAGAAUGAAUUGCAAUGUGUGUGAUGACUUUGACCUUUGCUAUGGAUGCUAUGCAACCAAGAAAUAUUCCUAUGGCAUCACAGCCCAUCCAAUGGUGACCAUUCGGAUCAGCGACCGGCAGAGGCUCAUCCAACCCUACAUCCACAACUACUCCUGGCUGCUGUUUGCUGCCCUGGCUCUCUAUAGCGCCCACCUGGCCAGCACAGAGGACAUGGAUGGGGAGAAGCUGGAUCCCCAGGCCCACAGCCAUGCCACCACCCUGCGGAGCCAGUGUAUGCAGCUUGUGGGGGACUGCCUGAUGAAGGCUCACCAGGGAAAAGGUCUUAAAGCUCUGGCUCUUCUUGGUGUAUUGCCAGAUGGUGAUACCACUCCAGAAAUGCAGGCCUUGCCAAUCACAGUGUCCACCUGCACGUCAGAGGAACUGCUCGAGAAGAAAGUGGUCCAGCCUGCUGUGGAGCCAGCAGAGCCAGGUCCUUUUGUGUACUGCAAUGGAAAGAGAGCAGUAGACAAGGAAAUCAGACCUUUGGGUUACAAGCAGAGAAAUAAGACAGAUGAAGGUCUCUUGAUAAUGAAGGAUCCUUCAUGCCAGACCCAAAUUGCAGGUGUACCUGCAGAUGCUAACUUAUCUUCAGGACUUCCAGCUGCUGAAAAUUCAGAAGCAUCAUCUCAGAAGCCAGUCGAGGAAAAAACAGCUCCUCCAAAUCCUGAGCAGGUGUUUGCUGAAUGUUCCCAGAAGAGGAUUUUGGGAUUACUAGCAGCCAUGUUACCUCCCGUAAAGUUGGGUCCCACAGUCCCUCUGAUAGACCUGGAGCAUGUCCUCCCACUCAUGUUCCAGGUUGUCAUCUCCAAUGCAGGCCACCUGAAUGAAACCUACCACCUCACCCUGGGUCUUCUUGGCCAGUUAAUCAUCCGUCUUUUACCAGCAGAGGUAGACGCUGCAGUCAUCAAAGUCCUCUCAGCCAAACACAACCUGUUUGCUUCCGGGGACAAUGCCGUCGUUCCAGAUGGCUGGAAGACCACACACCUGCUCUUUAGCCUGGGAGCUGUGUGUCUGGACAGCCGGGUUGGACUGGACUGGGCUUGCUCCAUGGCAGAGAUCCUGCGGUCACUCAACAGUGCCCCACUGUGGCGAGACGUCAUUGCCACCUUCACAGACCACUGCAUCAAGCAAUUGCCGUUCCAGCUGAAGCACACCAACAUCUUCACCUUGCUGGUGCUGGUUGGCUUCCCCCAGGUCCUCUGUGUGGGAACCCGCUGUGUUUAUAUGGAUAAUGCCAAUGAACCUCAUAAUGUGAUUAUCUUGAAGCACUUUACUGAGAAGAACAGGGCUGUGAUCGUUGAUGUCAAAACUCGGAAGCGGAAAACAGUGAAGGACUACCAGCUGGUCCAGAAAGGGGGAACACAAGAAAGCAUCGACUCUCAGGCCCAGCUAAGCCAGUACUCCCAGCACUUUGCCUUUAUUGCCAGUCACCUUCUGCAAACCAGCAUGGACAGCCAUUGUCCUGAGGCAGUGGAAGCAACUUGGGUUCUGUCCCUGGCCCUCAAGGGUUUAUAUAAAACAUUAAAGGCUCAUGGUUUUGAAGAGACCCAAACAACCUUCCUUCAGACUGAUCUGCUGAAGCUGCUGGUGAAAAAGUGCAGCAAGGGGACUGGCUUCAGUAAAACGUGGCUCCUCCGGGACCUGGAAAUCCUGUCCAUUAUGCUGUACUCUUCAAAAAAGGAGAUUAACACUCUGGCUGAGCACGGAGACCUCGAACUGGAUGAGCGAGGGGACCAAGAGGAAGAGGUGGAGCAGCAGCCAGUCAGCAGCCCUGGGGAACCGGAGCAGAAAAAACUAGACCCUCUGGAAGGCCUGGAUGAACCCACCAGAAUAUGUUUCUUGAUCGCUCACGAUGCUCUCAAUGCCCCUCUGCACAUUCUCCGAGCCAUAUAUGAACUGCAGAUGAAAAAGACUGACUCCUUCUUCCUGGAAGUUCAGAAAAGGUUUGAUGGAGAUGAGCUGGCCACAGAUGAAAGGAUACGCUCCCUAGCUCAGAGGUGGCAGCCCAGUAGGAAUCUGAGACUGGAAGAGCAGAGUGCCAAAGCUGUGGAUACAGACAUGAUCAUCUUGCCGUGUUUGUCCCGGCCUGCACGCUGUGACCAAGCCACUGCUGAAUCGAACCCUGUGACCCAGAAGCUGAUCUCAAGCACUGAGAGUGAGCUGCAGCAGAGCUAUGCCAAGCAGCGCCGGAGCAAGAGUGCCGCCCUCCUGCACAAAGAGCUGAACUGCAAGAGCAAGAGGGCUGUGCGGGACUACCUCUUCCGCGUGAACGAGGCCACAGCUGUCCUCUAUGCCCGCCAUGUGCUAGCCUCCCUGCUCGCCGAGUGGCCAGAGCACAUGACAGUGAGCGAAGACAUCCUGGAGCUAAGUGGCCCUGCCCAUAUGACCUACAUUUUGGAUAUGUUCAUGCAGCUAGAAGAAAAGCACCAGUGGGAAAAGAUCCUGCAGAAGGUACUCCAGGGUUGCCGAGAGAACAUGCUGGGGACCAUGGCCCUGGCUGCCUGCCAGUUCAUGGAGGAGCCAGGAAUGGAGGUGCAAGUGAGGGAAUCGAAACACCCGUAUAACAACAACACCAGCUUUGAGGAUAAAGUCCACAUUCCUGGUGCAAUCUAUCUUUCAAUCAAGUUUGACUCUCAGUGCAACACAGAGGAAGGCUGUGAUGAAUUGGCCAUGUCCAGCAGCAGUGACUUUCAGCAGGAUCGACACAAUUUCAGCGGGUCUCAACAGAAAUGGAAAGAUUUUGAGCUUCCAGGAGAUACUCUGUACUACCGCUUUACCUCUGACAUGAGCAACACCGAGUGGGGCUACAAGUUCACCGUGACGGCAGGACACCUGGGGCGGUUCCAGACAGGAUUUGAGAUUUUGAAGCAGAUGUUGUCGGAAGAAAGGGUUGUGCCUCACCUCCCAUUGGCCAAAAUUUGGGAAUGGCUGGUUGGCGUAGCCUGUCGCCAGACGGGUCAUCAGCGACUAAAAGCCAUCCACUUGCUUCUGAGGAUCGUGCGAUGCUGCACCCACAGUGAUCUCUGUGACCUUACACUUUUGAAGCCACUGUGGCAGCUCUUCACUCACAUGGAAUAUGGCCUGUUUGAGGAUAUGACACAGCCUGGCAUCCUCCUCCCCCUGCACCGGGCACUCACGGAGCUCUUCUUCGUCACUGAGAACCGUGCCCAGGAGCUCGGCCUGAUGCAGGAUUACCUGCUGGCCUUAACCACGGAUGACCACCUACUCCGCUGUGCAGCACAGGCUCUGCAGAACAUUGCUGCCAUCAGCCUGGCCAUCAACUACCCAAACAAAGCUACCCACCUCUGGAAUGUCGAGUGUUAGCCUUCAUGGGGCGUGCAUGGGACUCAUGAAUCUGUCCACGGGCGGUUAGAGCAGACAUCCAGCCUCAUUCAGGAAAACUCCUGCGGCCUCAGUGCCCAGCCCUCCUUGAGCUCACCUCUGCUCCCAUUCGGAUGCCAAGUGGCCACGUCUCCAAGAACUUCUGUGUGCAGGCCAGACAUGGGCACAGACUGUGGCAUGUGAGAUAAGCUUGGCAGUGCAGGGUGACUCAGAGCAGGCCGGAGGCUCUUGGGAAGGCCGUGCAGAGACCAGCCUCUCGGAAAGGUCUCUGUGUCCUCUGGCUGGAGCUGCCCACACUUGCCAUCCCAGGAAGGUGCUGGCUGCUCAGUGCCACUGUCACAGUGAGACCUGCAGCCACAGUGACUGGACUGGGAGGUCCUUUGCUGUUGCUCUUGGGACUGGGAAUUCAAACCAAAUGACCAGUGGCCCAGGCCUCUCCUGGUCCCUGCCAGACCCCAAGUAUUCAGUGCAAGACAGGUGUCUGCUAGCUCCCUGCAUACCCUGCUGUCCCAGAGAACUCCCUGGUGAGAACAAGUGCCCUUGGGGACAGCCGACAGGCUGCCUGUGCGUCUGCCCAUGCAGCAGCUCCCAACACAGCCAAGUGUGUUCAGUUGUCAUUUGCCCUGUUUCAGUUUCCACCUCAGCUUUUUAGACUCCCUGAGAUGAGAGGGCCUUUGGGGAGCAAUUCGGGGACAGGCAUUCAGGGAGCAGACGAGAGGAAGUGAACUGGAGGAACCCUCUAGCCUCUGCACCUGGCGACUGCAGUGCUCUCCAAGGUCUUAUUUUAGGAAGAAACAAAAACACAUGAUUUUAUUUCUGCCUGAUAUUCAUGAUACUCCGUCACACCCACCAUCAGUGGGACUCUGCGUGGUUAUUUGGCUGCCACCUGCCUAGCAAUAACUACAUUAGUUCUAGUGAAUGCUUUUGCAUUUUUUCCUUUUAUGGUUUUAGCCUUGCCCUGAAGUGCUGAUUAUUAUUCUCUUUCCAAGCUGUGUUUUAGCAUGGUGAAGCUGGGUUGGCAUGUGGGCUGGGACCAGCACAAAGAGUCUUGCAAGAAUGGAGAAUGCCCAAGGCAGCUGCCUUAGAAAGGCAGGUGUCUGGGCUGGAUGCACAUCACACCACACAGGGCCACACCCUAGGCAGGCUCCUCAGAGCCAGGCAGGGCCACACCUGGCCAGUGGGCAUUGCUGUGGCCCCGUAUGCCUCUUGGCCUCUGAAGACCCCUAGGGGUCUGCAGGGGCCUGGAUUGGAAAAGCCUGAGUCUGCCAGCCUGGGAGCAGCUUCCUGUAAGGGCACUUUUGCCUUCUGGCCAAGGAGACCAAGGUGCAGCAACCUUUGCAGCCUCAGAAUUAGAUUCUCCACCAAGUCUCAGGGUGCAGGAAAAACAAUCACAGAAGGGGAGGGGUUGGGGGAUGGUUCAGAGGAGACAGAAGCAAAUAGGGUAGUGACCUGAGGCCCACUGCCCUGUCCUCAUAGAGGGCCUUGCCUGCUUCCCACCCUGUUGGGUCAUAACAGAGCACCUGCUGCUGGCUCAGAGGAAACUCCUUUCCCAUCUUUUGCACUUUCCCAAACUAGCCUUGGUUUACAAGCUUCCUGUACCCAGAAAAGGCCACAUUCCAUGCCACUCUGACCCAAAUAGAUCUCCUGAGGGGAAUCGGAGAACAAGUCUUGGCUCAGACUCAAAGACAGAUGGCCUGGAAGAGAGAUGAGGAGAUGGCACUGCCCACACCCUCCCACACUUUGGACUGACUGAAUAAAGCCAGGCAGACAGGGCAGGGCAGUGAUCACUCCCUUGGGGUGGUGUCCACUAGCUCUACUCCCACCUUCCGAUCAGGAAAAGCAAUUGUAAAUAAACGCUGGACUCAACAUAGCUUCUCUUCCUUCACCACUCUGCUAUUUUUGUCUCUGUGCUUCAGUUUGCAUAGCACAAGCCCAAGUUUUCCCUUCACACACAACUGCUGCUCUCUAGUGGGCCCCUCCUGGUCUGGCCAUUCAGCUUUGCACCACCACCUCUGCUUCCAGCCACUUGGUGGCAUUGCAGAGCCAGGCUGCUCCCCACUGGCCCCCAGUCUGGAGCAGAGCUCUCCCAAAGGAUUUCCAUCCGAGCCCAACUCCGUUGAUUCUUCUUAGGAGACAAGACUGCCUGGAAUGAGAUAAAACUGUCAGGAAUAAGGUGUCGUGGAAACAUGUGCCUAACCUAUAAAGAAAUUCUGUUCCAAAUCAUAUAUAUUGUACAGACACUGUUCCUAAUGAGAGGAGUGACUUAUUUUCAUCAUCGUUUUUAAUUUGUUUUCUUACGGGUUUACGAUUCUGAAUUUUUCUUAUUUGGUUGAAAGAAUUUUGAUUAUAUCAGCUGAGUGAGUUCAGCCUGUAAAAAGAAUGUUAAGUUGUGGAUAAAAUAUGCAAAUGAAGAGAAAUAUAUUGUACAAAUUCUAUAUAAAAAGUACAACUAUG